Cucurbita pepo subsp. pepo (vegetable marrow) is the source of this 1143-nucleotide messenger RNA. RefSeq names its product EPD1-interacting receptor-like cytoplasmic serine/threonine-protein kinase. Lineage: Eukaryota; Viridiplantae; Streptophyta; Magnoliopsida; Cucurbitales; Cucurbitaceae. Gene Ontology annotation, biological process: protein phosphorylation. Gene Ontology annotation, molecular function: ATP binding; protein kinase activity. The record is from RefSeq and is a predicted model, not a curated record.
AUGGGUUUGAAAAAGGCAUUCCCUUUGAAACAUCUGCUACCCAAUUGCUUGAAGCCAAAGAAGCAGCUCACAGGGGCUGCUGAGUUUCAAACUUCAAACAAAAUCUCCCUUAGAAGAAUCUCAUCACUUUCUGAUAUGAGCGUUAGAUCAUCUCUCUCAGUCAUUACCCAUCUUUCAAGCUCUUCCAACGCUUCAAAUCUUCAAAGUUUCACCAUUAAAGAGCUUACAGAGCUCACUGGAAACUUCACCAAAAGCAACUAUUUGGGUGAAGGGGGAUUUGGGCCUGUGUUUAAAGGCUUCAUUGAUGAGCAUUUCAAGCCUGGUUUGAUGUCCCAGCAUGUGGCUGUCAAGGUUUUGGACUUGGAUGGCUCUCAAGGCCAUAGAGAGUGGCUGGCUGAAGUGUUCUUUCUUGGGCAAUUGAGACACCCAAAUGUUGUUAAUUUGAUUGGGUAUUGCGUUGAAGAUGAACAGAGGGUUCUUGUUUAUGAAUAUCUUGAAGGAGGCAACUUGGAGAAUUUGUUGUUUCAAGAUUGUUAUGUUUCGAAUUUGACUUGGUUACAAAGGAUGAAGAUUGCAUUAGGAUCGGCAAAAGGGCUUGCUUUUCUGCAUAAAGCGGAAAGGCCGAUCGUUUUUCGGGAUUUCAAGGCUUCAAAUAUCUUACUCGACUCGGACUAUAAUCCCAAGCUUUCGGAUUUCGGGUUAGCUAUAAACGAUCCCGAUGAAGACGAUACACAUAUAUCGACCCGAAUAAUGGGAACUGAAGGCUAUGCAGACCCAGUAUACAUCAUGACAGGUCAUUUAUCAACAAUGAGCGAUGUGUUCAGCUUUGGAGUAUUUCUAUUAGAGUUGCUAACGGGUCGACGAGUGGUCGACAAGAGUCGCCCGAGCCGAGAACGGAACUUGGUGGCUUGGGGAAGGCAUCUCUUGAAAGAUCACCACAAACUUGAGAAGAUAAUUGAUCCAAGGCUGGAGGGGCUAUACUCAAAUGAAGGGGCUAAAAAAGUGGCUGCAAUAGCUUAUAGUUGCCUUAGCCACCACCCAAAAUGCAGGCCCUCAAUGAGCUCAGUGGUUAAGGAUUUGGAGCCUGUUCUUGACAUGAAAGAGUUCUUAACUGAGCCAUUUGUGUAUGUUGCCCCAAGUUAA